UAACCUUGCUGCUAAGCAACUCCAAAGUUGAGUUGUAAUUGUGGCGCAGCGUUGAAGCCAAGGCGCAGCGGAAGCACAAUUGAAAACAACUUUGCUUUUUUGUUCUCAUGUAAAACACAUCAAGUAUUAUCAACGUGUUUAAUAAUAAAAAAUAAAUAGCUGUGUAAACAUGUCAGUAGAUUCGGCGUCUGUUGUGCAGUACGGACGGAGAAAAGGGUCAAUUACUAGAGUUAACUCAGCAGAAUUGAACACUAAACCAACUCAAGCCGUAGACCUGCGUGAGGUGACUGUGUUGCCCAUGUCAGAAUGGAGGCGAAUCCAAGAUAGUGUGAAUCGUGUGAACAAACAGCAAGAGAGUCUCAUCGCAGCUGCAAAAGAGCGCGAGGCCAAGCACCUGCGCUCCAAAGAAUUGGUCAAAAACUGGCCUAACACCAUUGCUCGACAGCAGCAAAUGCGGUUGGAGGCGAAGAAAAUUCGAGAGGAAGCUGAAGAGGAGGAGAAAAAGCGGAUUGACAUUGAGGAAGCAAAGUUUCAAGAGCAGAAAAGAAAGGAAGAAAUAGAGAAGGCCAAAACCCUGCAAUACUACCAGACUGAUAGAGUGAAGAGAUUUCAUAGUGCCCUGCUGAUGACUGAAGUUCUGAAGGAGAGGGAGGCUCAGAUUGAGCUGAAGAAAAAAAUUAAUAAUGCUUCUAAAGAUGUCGAAAAAGAGAUUCUGUCUAUUAUUGCACGCAAAGAAACACUGGCUUUACAACAGGAGUGGCUUAAAACCAUGGAGAAGAAGCAGAAGUGUCUGGAAGUUGCUGAGAGUUUGAAACAACAGAUUAAGGACCAUGAACAAUUGAGAGAGAAGCAGGCUAUGGAACAUAAUAAAGCAGCAGAGGAAUUCUGGCAAUUGCAAGAGCUCUAUAAUAAGGAACAAAUCACACACAAGCAGAAGAAGCAAGAGGAGAAGGAAAAGAAUAUGAAGGCGUAUAAGGAGCAUCUUGCCAACAAGAAAAUCGCACAAGCAGCUGAGGCUGAGAAACAGAAGCUGGAAGAGGAGAGACUACAGCUUUUUGUGAAGGCAAAAGGCAAAAUGAUGAAACUCAGAAAAGAAAAAGAGGCACAGAUGUUAAGAGAGGCUCAGAGACACAAGGAAGCGCUUGUCGAGAAAUUGGAAGCAUAUAUCCAAGAACACACCACCAAUGAAGAGCUGAUCUCCAAGGCAGCUGCAGAAGCUGAGGCCAAGCAGGAUAAAAAACAGCUUGAAAAGAAUGAAAAGAAGGCUGCCAUGAUGAAGAGUAUUGCAGAACACAGAGAAGCUGUGCAAAAAGAACUGGAGUACAAGAGGCGAGAGGAGAAACAGAAAGCUAUGGAGAUGCUUAAUGCGAAGAAAGCAUCCGAUAACAUUUUCCUUCAAAAGCAGCUUAUCAAAUCACAAAAAAUGAAGGAGGAAGCCAAAAUGCUACAAGACACUCUUAUCCAUCAGAUGGCUGAGAAACAUGCACAAGAGCAGAGCCUAAAACACCAGGAUCAGGAGUUUGUGGUGAGGAAUGCGGAGCUUAUUGCAGAGGAAGAGAAUCAGUUUCAGAACUAUGCCAAGCAUGUGAUUCAAAAAGCCAGCGAGGCUCAGAGAAACAUCUCCCCUCUGCUCAAAGUCACAAAGGAGGGCAUUGGUGGAGGACGUGGUCCUGUGUUUAAUGGUGUUAGACCAAGUUAUCAAGUACUGGAUCAAUCUGGGGUUCAGCUGCCCAGUUAUGCUUGCAGAAGUGCACAGCUCAUAAAGGAGCUGCAUGAAACUCCUGACAUUCAGAAGGCUAAAAAACGACUAGGAUUCACUUGGUGAGCAGUGUCGCUGAUGUCAGAAAUUAAAAGAAUUGAAGCCUAA
Silurus meridionalis is the source of this 1867-nucleotide messenger RNA. RefSeq names its product cilia and flagella associated protein 210 (gene cfap210). The transcript is spliced from 9 exons. The record is from RefSeq and is a predicted model, not a curated record. Lineage: Eukaryota; Metazoa; Chordata; Actinopteri; Siluriformes; Siluridae. Bases 170 to 1825 code for a protein of 551 amino acids.